CUGACUUUUGAAAUAAAUAAUACAAUCAAUUAUUUCACUUAUUUAACUUUAUCCAUCGUUGACUUAGGUUUAUAUUAGCACAGGAAUACAAUACAAGAUGUAAACAAAGUAUCGAUUUAACACGAAUAUGAUUUCGAGAUUUCGACGUAUUUUUUUUACUUAAAGUAGUUUGUAGUAUGUUUUAAAGUCGAUUUUAGUAUAUUCAAAUUCUACAACUUGACAAAAAUAAAAGGAAAUGCCAGAAAGGGAAGCGCCAUGUCUGGAGCUCGGUUCAGCUCCUCGGACGCCGAGUAUUAUCGCCUCCCCCUCGCCUUCAGAAAUAUCAAGUGCGAGUUCUCCAGAACCACCGAACGUUCGAGCGACACCUUUGUUCAGGGCUUUAGCAAUGCCACCCCCAGAUCCGGAACAACCUCCAGGGCAAGAUGAGCUAGAACGUAGGCUACCUGGCUACAGACGCAUUGUCAUACCUAGGGAACUAACGCUCAUUGAACUAUUGAAAGAGUGUAGUGGGGUGACGACUGAUGAGGAAGUGUUGAGGAUCCGUGAAGCCAAACUGCGUGUGGUGGCGGAGCGCGUGGGGCUGCGCAGACUGCACGUACUUGUGCCUCGCCUGCGAUCACUCACUUUAGAUGGAAGUGCUCUUCAGUCUUUACGAGAACUUGGCAUCGGUUUAGACCACUUAAAGAUACUUAGUGUGAAUCGCUGCGGCUUGACAUCUCUGGAUGGUGUUUGGGGCGUGGGUCACCUGCGGGAACUGCACGCGGCCGGCAACCUCAUCCGUGACCUUCAUCCGCUAGCGGUGCUGCAGAAACUUCAUACGCUCAGUCUGUCCAAUAAUCCAAUAACGGUGGCGAGUCGUGUAUGGACCUUGGGCGUAUGCAGUUCAUUGCGUCGUUUAUUUCUCAAUGGGACUUCGUUUUCGCAUACGAGCGAUUAUCGAUCGACGAUAGCGUCGACGUUGCCCAUGCUGACUUCUCUAGAUGACCAGCCCCUGCAUACGGAUGUCAACAAUGAAGACUACGUAGAACAUUUGGAUGAUUCAUCUGGAUCAGAAAGUGACCAGGAAAUUUUAGAAGUACAAAAGGAACCUGAGCCGUCUACAGACUUUGCAAUAGUUGGAACAUCGUCACAGUCACAAUUACUUCAGAAAUCGCAAGAAGAAUGUGUGUCGAAAUGUUUGACGGAGGUUCAACGACCAGUGGUACAAAGGCGACGUCCAGCGACCACAGAGAACGGCGGGUGUCGGGGGGCGCGCGUGGCGCUGGCGCGGCGGCCGCACACCGCGCUGCCCCGCCCCGCCAUCGACGCGCCCACGCGCCUGCAGAUCAUGAACACGUUAAUGGAUGCCGAAUGGCGAAGCAGCGGUAGUAAGUUGACUUCGAAAGGCGCUGUUUGUGGUAACUUGGCGCAUGCGUUGCGCAGACCGGCACAUUCCACGCAACAGGAAUCAGAAAAACAAAUAGACACUGUUGAACGUACAAUGUCAGAGGCAUGUCGUUUUGUUGCCGCGGAGAUACCGCGCGCGCCCAAUCAAGAAGCUUGGCUCAAGUUUACAGCAGAGACCGGAAUUGAAAUCGAUAUAAAUUUUAAUGAGCGACCUCAAAGUAUGGAUCCGUCAAAGGCUUUGGAUCGCUUGGAGCGCAUCGAGAGGGAGACCUCUGAGCGCUUGAAGGAAGCUGCUAAAAAUACUGAUCCUUGGAUGUCAAAUGCAUUCAAAAUGUCAAUAAGCAGUGCACAUUACUGGAGGGAAAGUGAGCAAUUGUCAUCGAAUUCAAACAUUCACAGCGAUGUUGAGUCCGUAUUUAGUGACAAUGGCGUCAAUCCUUUCGAUUGAUAUUAAAAACUUAUUAAUAAUAAUAAAUUAUUAUUUCUUAAUUAUUAUGAUUUGCUAGGGCUUCUGUAUGUCUAAUUAUUGGUGCCAUUAUUGUUUAACGUUAUUCGACUUUUUGUUUGGUUUUAGUGUGUUAUGAUAAUUAUGUUUUUUGGAUAACUUAAAAGAUGUCUGAGAUCACAGAAACUGUUUCGGAAACUAUGAGUGUAUUUGAUUUUCAUUGAAUUAUUGAGUGAAAAAACUUAUACUUCGAUCGAGAUAAGACGUAGAAAGCAGUUGUG
Molecule: messenger RNA, 2112 nt
Organism: Papilio polytes (common Mormon)
Lineage: Eukaryota; Metazoa; Arthropoda; Insecta; Lepidoptera; Papilionidae
Exons: 11
Coding region: 236-1834 (532 amino acids)
Molecular function (GO): protein binding
Source: RefSeq, a predicted model, not a curated record